CCUCCCUUGUCGCAAUUAUCUCCUCGAGAAUUUGGAUAAUGAGCGAUCCGAAAGCAUCUAGCAAUGUCUCUGGGAAGCGAUGCUUUGUGACCAUCGGCGCAACAGCUCCCUUCAAUAGUCUGGUCCGCGCCGUACUGGAGCCAGCAUUCAUCAAACCUCUUCGCGAUGCAGGAUAUACGCAACUACGAAUCCAGUAUGGCAAUCACGAGGGCGAAGCCAUAUUCCAGGAGCAGACCAGAGCUCUAGCGGAAGCCGAUCUCGAUAGAAGCAUCGAGAUUACAGGCUUCGGGUUCAACAGAGAAGGGCUGCGAGGGGAGAUGCUUGCAGUCAAGGGUCGAACCCAGCAGGAGGAGGGGAUGGUCAUCAGCCAUGCCGGUUCAGGAUCAGUGCUUGACGCCCUCCGCAUCGGUGUGCCCAUUGUGGUGGUCCCAAACACCGAUCUCUUACACAACCACCAAGUCGAGUUGGCCGAGGCUCUAGCCGAGCAGGAGUAUGUAAUUCAUGGCAAGCUGGACAAUCUCGCGGGUUCGAUAGCGAGCGUCGACGAUUUGCGGAAGAAGAUGAAGAAGUGGCCGCCAUUGCGGUCAGGAGAGGAGAAGUACAAACGGGGACUGGAGGACGUGAUUGCCGAAGAAAUGGGCUGGCAGAUCGAUUGAUUUUCGCACAGCCGGGUUGGGCGCUUCUUGGAUGAUGUCAAACUUGUGGUCUGGCUCAUGUCCUAUCUUGGAACCGGUUGGUCGUGAAGCGAAAAUGGGAUCAACAAAGGUCAGCGAUAUGGUUUUCAAUGAAUUGUUCAGGUCGACCGUGGCGUUGAGAUUUCCCUCAACCUAUUGGACGUGACAACGAAUUAUCAACCUCUGUUCCCUUGGCCUUUUGCUUCUGCCACAAGGAUGCCCGAAGCUAUUCAGUGACGGCUUCGCGGAUUUUGAGGAUCAGCUGGGUGAGCUAUGUCCUCUUUUCAACUGCACAUCCACCUAUUCAGUUCUUUCACCGGACCCGGGGUGACCACCGAUGCCCAUGCUCGUUGUUCCAGUCAGCCCCUGCGCUUCGGUCUGCUAAGAGGGAAGACCUCGGCUUCAGACCCUUUCACUUUGCAGACAGCAGUGCUCAAGAGUUACGACAUCAGCAGCGGAGACUGGAAUCCGGAUGGCCAUCCAUGGUAGAUCGCAUGCUGCGCCGUGCACCUCUCCCCAUUUGCUCCACUCGUCAAGUGCUCUACAGCCCUUGGACUCUUCAGGCUUCGGUUGUGGGUAAGAAGGCUCCGAGGAAGGCCAGUGUUCGGUGAUAGCGAUAUUUACAUGGUCCGUCGAUGGUCUUGGCUAGGAACUGCCACUUUCGUAUCUUCUUGGUUGGGUCUUC
This is a messenger RNA of Cladophialophora immunda, 1359 nucleotides long. RefSeq lists its product as uncharacterized. Gene Ontology annotation, cellular component: extrinsic component of endoplasmic reticulum membrane; UDP-N-acetylglucosamine transferase complex. The transcript has a single exon. Gene Ontology annotation, molecular function: hexosyltransferase activity. The coding region runs from base 39 to 656 and encodes 205 amino acids. Lineage: Eukaryota; Fungi; Ascomycota; Eurotiomycetes; Chaetothyriales; Herpotrichiellaceae. Gene Ontology annotation, biological process: dolichol-linked oligosaccharide biosynthetic process. The record is from RefSeq and is a predicted model, not a curated record.